AUGCCUCCUCCUGGAGUGUGCCUGAAUAUAAUGAGAGAGCGGCAGGAAGGCCAUGGUGUGGGCACGCUUCAGAACCCCGAGAAGUUCCUGGGCCAGGACUACGAGCUGCUGCAGCAAUAUUAUCUUAUCAGAGGCAGGAGGUACAUUGAUGAUAUGUUUCCACCGGACAACAGAUCCAUCGGCGAAAAGCUCCUGUCUCCUGAAAAUAUGGCUCAAGUAGAGUGGAUAAGGCCAACGCAACUGGUUCCAGAUCCUUAUAUGUUUGUUGACAAAAUAUCACGAUUUGAUUUUGCCCAGGGACAACUGGGAGACUGCUGGUUUCUAGCUGCACUUGGUGCUCUGACAUUUCAGAAGCACAUAAUAGAAAAGGUCUUUCCCAAAGAACAGUCAUUUCAGAAGAACUAUGCAGGAAUAUUCCAUUUCAGGUUCUGGAGGUUUGGGAAAUGGGUUGAUGUUGUGAUUGAUGACAAACUGCCAACCUUCAAAGGCAAACUCAUAUUUGUACACCCCAAAACACCUAAUCCUACCAUGAGUCCCAGACCUCAAAACGAGUUCUGGCCUGCUUUGCUAGAGAAGGCAUAUGCCAAAGUGUGUGGAUCUUAUGAGGACAUGCACACUGGCAGUGUGUCUGAAGCUCUAAUGGACUUUACAGGAGGUGUGCACAUGACAGUCCAACUGAGCAGCUCACUGACAGGGCUGUGGGACCUGAUAGGGCGAGCCGCAAAAUUCAACUCUCUGAUGGGUUGUGGUACACCUGGGCAGGCAGACUUUAACCAGACGUUGCCCAAUGGCUUAGUGGAGGGUCAUGCUUACACCGUGACAGGGGUCACUGAGGUAAGAAGCCAAGGUAAGCCGAUUCAGUUGGUAAGGCUCUUCAACCCCUGGGGGGACACAGAGUGGACAGGAGACUGGAGUGACAGAUCACCAAUGUGGGAAACUGUGAGUCCAGAAGAACAUGCAAUGUAUCGCAAAAAUAUCAACGAUGGCGAAUUCUGGAUGUCUGUGGAGGAUUUCUGCAAAACCUUUUCUAACCUGGACAUUUGCAGCCUCUCCCCUGGAUUCCUGGAUGACUCGUCUGACAGCCAGUGGACCUCCGUACGCCAUGAAGGGCGCUGGCUUGCUGGCACUUCAGCUGGUGGCUUCCUGACAACAAGAGACACUUUUUGGACAAACCCCCAGUUUCGGGCCAAGGUGAUUGCUGGCAGUGACCAAACACAGGGACCUAACAUGCUUGUGUCUCUCAUGCAAAAGCCAGAUAAGAGGAACAGACGCCUUGUCAGAAAACUUCAUAUUGGUCUCAGUAUUUUUGAGGUGCCUCCUGAGCUCAAAGGUUCUAGAGGGACAUUCCCAGCCUCCUUUUUUGACAACCGUCCUCCUGUAGCUUACACUAAGAAUAUGUAUGAUUCACGUGAAGUCAUGGAGUUCUUCAGACUGGAACCUGGAGAGUAUCUCAUUGUGCCAUAUACUUCCUCUCCCAAUGAAACAGCUUCCUUCGUCAUGACCAUUCUUUCAAAGAUGGAGACCCAGACAGAAGACACCCUAAGCUUCAGCAUGGACCUUGGUGAGAUGAACAUCACAAACAGGCAAAACAGCGUUCCAUAUUUCCGGCAAUGGUCUGACCAGUACACAGACAUCAAUGCGGAGCAGCUUCAGAAACUUCUAAAUGCAAAGGUCAUCAGAGAUGUAGAAAGCACAGGAAGCUUCAGCUUGGAUGCUUGUCAGAGUAUCGUUGCAAUAAUGGAUCUUUCAGUAACUGGAACCCUCAGGGCUACAGAACUCUCUCGCCUGUUGGACGAAAUCAAUUUGUUCAAGGACAUCUUCUUCCGCGUGGACAGCAACAGAGACGGCAUUCUGUCUGUGAAGGAACUGCAGCAUGCAGUGGAGGACACAGGCUUGCGUGUCAGUGAUGGCUUGCUGAAACUCAUGACUAUGCGCUAUGGAGACGCCAGUGGAAAGAUCACGCUGGAGAGGUUCAUCUGUCUGGCUCUUCGAUUGGACUGCAUGACCAAAACAUUCAGAAAACUCUCUGAUGGAAAUGAAAUACGUCUCGAAGAAGAUGAGUGGCUCCGCCUCACCAUGUACUCUUGAAGGAGUAAGGAAAUGGAUGGUGAAGACAACGCCGCCUAGAUGCCGAGUGCAA
This is a messenger RNA of Electrophorus electricus (electric eel), 2140 nucleotides long. NCBI's taxonomy places the organism in Eukaryota, Metazoa, Chordata, Actinopteri, Gymnotiformes, Gymnotidae. The record is from RefSeq and is a predicted model, not a curated record.